UACGCCGUUGUUUUGCUUAAUGAAUCAUCUAAGUCCAGCCCAUUGAUUGUGGACUAGAUGGCUUAUUGUUAUUGUGUCGGUCAGAUUGUGUUUAUGUGAUUUUAUCUCUUUAGAUAUUUGAGGAAAAAAAAAUCUCUUUAGAUAUUAUUGGUUGAUGAAAGCACUCGAUUAAUUGAAAAUUACUGGUUGAGAAAAGGAUUAGAUUAUAGAAAGCUUUUUAUUUGUUUCUUUUUUUUUUUUAAUAUAAGAGAUUUGUGUAUAUAUCUCCUUUUUCAAUAUACUAAUCUAGAAAAAAUGAAAUACGGUACUAAAUUAUAGGUUCCUAAACACAUAAGGAUUAGGUGUCGUAAAACUUGUAUAUAAGGAGAGCUAGGGCUCUUCUUUCUUACUCGUACAAUCAUCAACACCGCUCAAAAUACUCGCUCUCUCUCUCUUUCUUUUCAUCGAGUUCAACAUCUUUCUUCUUUUGUGAUAUUUGUUGUUCGUAUCUAAUCGAUAAUGGCAACAACAUCUAAGAUCCUCGGCGUGCUCAUGAUGACAACCUUCAUCACGGUUCUCUUGGGUUGCUGCUGCUCGGCGACAAUCUACAAAGUGGGAGAUGAUUUCAGUGGAUGGACCGCAAAGGAUCACACGUACUACGACUGGGCCAAGCAUAAGGAGUUCCACGUCGGCGAUUCUCUCGUCUUCCAAUACAAUCCUAACUUCAACGACGUCACUGAAGCCUCCGGCGCUUUGGAAUUUGAGUUCUGUGAUUCUUCCUCUCCUAAAGCAGUCUACAACACAGGAAACGAUGUGGUAACCCUCACGGAACCAGGAUACCACUACUUCAUCACGUCAAACCAUGGUCAAUGCGUAGCAGGACAGAGAUUCGGCGUUCUCGUCGUCCAUGAUCUGUCACGUCCGAUUCCUCCACCACCACCCAGCAAUGCUAAUAUACCUUUUGGAAAAUUUUACAAAGUUGGUGGUGACUCCAAUGGAUGGAGUGUUCAUGAAGAAACCGACUACUAUUACAAUUGGAGCGUGGAUAAACAGUUUCAAGUGGGAGACAAUCUUGUUUUUGAAUACGACAUCGAAGACAACGUAGACGUCUUAGAAAUCAGCGGUCAUCUUGAAUUCAAAUAUUGCGACCCGACUUCUCCAGUAGCGGUGCACAAGACAGGCCUCGAUAUCGUCAGGCUCACCAAACCCGGAGUCCAUUAUUUCAUCAGCUCAAAAACGGGUCAUUGUGCUGCUGGACUUAAGCUUCGAGUAAUGGUGUCACCAAUACUCAGUGUGCCAAAGUUGUCACUUAUAGACCGGCUCACAAGGUGGUAACACACUUUCAGAACCCAUCAUCACUAAGAACUUUCAGACCCAUCAUCAAAAGCAUAUGUUACCUUGGUUUGAGAUCAGCCAAUUAAGAAGUUUGUCUACUGAUUCACGUACUAGUUUAGUACCUUGUCUCUUUCUCUUCAUUGUUAAUUUGUUUAGAAUACUUUUUUAGUUCUUAUUGUCUCUGAUGUACCGUUCAAACAUUAUAAUUCAGUAAAGACGAAAUUUUACUUCAAAGUUAUUAAUUUACUAUGAUCAUAGUCAUAAGAAUGCCUUAAUACAUUGAAUGAGCUUCUUAUCCAACAUCCAAACGCUAAAACCCACAGAGCCUAAAUGAAAUGGCUAAAA
Messenger RNA from Arabidopsis lyrata subsp. lyrata, 1659 nucleotides. RefSeq lists its product as uncharacterized. The record is from RefSeq and is a predicted model, not a curated record. NCBI's taxonomy places the organism in Eukaryota, Viridiplantae, Streptophyta, Magnoliopsida, Brassicales, Brassicaceae. Gene Ontology annotation, cellular component: plasma membrane. The transcript has a single exon. The coding region runs from base 499 to 1314 and encodes 271 amino acids. Gene Ontology annotation, molecular function: electron transfer activity.